Molecule: messenger RNA, 1000 nt
Organism: Quercus lobata
Lineage: Eukaryota; Viridiplantae; Streptophyta; Magnoliopsida; Fagales; Fagaceae
Gene: HVA22C
Product: HVA22 homolog C
Exons: 5
Coding region: 275-805 (176 amino acids)
Source: RefSeq, a predicted model, not a curated record
CAUUCAUUGGGCGAAUAGGUUUCAAGCAGUGUUUGACAACACAGCAGAUGAUUUCAAAAAGAAUUCGGUGCCUCUUUCCUCGUGCAGCUUUAGAUUCCCCCGGAAAAUCAGUUCCCAUCAGAAAACCUUUUCCAAAUUUCUUUGUUGUGUACCUUUUUUAGCUGCUUUUUUAAUAAGGCUGAUGUUAUAUGUGUAAUGUGUAGUCACUAUUCACACUUUCUUUGUAAAAGUUUCAAAGGUAGUGAAACAAAGUUAAAGAGAAACAGCAAGGAAGAUGGGUUCAUCCGGGAAUAAUUUUCUCCAAGUUGUGGCUAAGAACUUUGAUGUUCUUGCUUUGCCUCUAGUCGCUCUUGUUUUCCCAUUGUAUGCUUCAAUCAGGGCUAUAGAGACCAGGUCUCGUAGUGAUGAUCAGCAGUGGCUUACAUAUUGGGUUCUCUAUUCCAUGCUCACACUCUUUGAGCUCACUUUCGCUAAAGUCCUUGAAUUGUUCCCCAUUUGGCCUUAUGCUAAGCUAAUUCUUUCAUGCUGGUUGGUCCUACCGCACUUCAAUGGGGCAGCAUAUGUUUAUCGAAACUUCAUUAGACCAUUCUAUAGGGACCCAACAACUUGUCAAAUCUGGUAUGUCCCACGAAAGAAGAACGUCUUCAAAAAGCCAGAUGAUGUUCUAACAGCUGCAGAGAAUUAUAUUCAAGAACAUGGAACGGAAGCAUUUGAAAAUCUUAUAGCCACUAGCAAGGCUGAAAGGGAAGCAAGAACCAGGAGGGGCAACAAUUACAUGAUCUUCGAUGAUGAUUAUAUUUAUUGAAGUGUGGUCUCUAUAUAUGGUUUUUCUUUUUUUGAGAAAAAGGUCUCUAUAUAUGGUUUGGUUAUGAUGUCUUUCAUUCCUAAUUCUGGUCUGUAGCCACUAAAGAUACUAAAUAUAUAUAUUAAUAUCACCUAAUCCAAUUAUGUACUUAAUUUACCCUCUAUUGACUAUUGUUUCCUAAUUUCUAAGAGUAUA